This is a messenger RNA of Cooperia oncophora, 990 nucleotides long. Lineage: Eukaryota; Metazoa; Nematoda; Chromadorea; Rhabditida; Trichostrongylidae. The record is from the annotation of a GenBank genome assembly.
AUGCGCUUUGCCCGUUCUCUAGCCCUGGUUGGGCUUGCUGCUGCUGCCGUUCAUCAGCACCCUCUUAUUUGGCGGAAGUCAAGAAAGGUACAGCUAGGAGUUCAAAUGAUCGAACGAGGGGAGUAUGCCGCUUUCGUCGGAUACCGUAAUUCUCUACGGGCCGCGAAUCUCGCGAGUCUUCCACAAGCGGUAUCCGAUUAUGGAGACUACGAGUACGUUGGUAACAUCACCAUCGGCACACCCAACCAGCAGUAUUGCUCGUACGUGCUUGACACGGAUCAGGCACAAUUCGGUUACCAGAGACGCUUGCGCAGUUCUCCAAUAAGAAGGCAAAUGUUGUGGCGUCGCGGGUUCCUCAAGUACCCUUUGUGGUCAAGCACAACGCAGUGGACAAGAAUUUUCCCCCACAUAUGGCAAUAUGGUGAUGUAAGGGGGAGUGCUUGGUACCGAUACUGUCAAGCCCAACAAUUCCAGUUCGGCGGAUCCAAAGAACAGCAGCUAGUCGUUCCAAAAACCACUUUCGGAUUGGCCACCCACAUCUCAUCUGACUUCAAGGACGACCCAACUGACGGCAUCCUCGGUCUCGCCUUCACGUCACUUGCCCUGUCGACGGUGGUGGGGUGUGCAAUGCAAUCAAUAGGAGUACUAAUUACUACUCAGUUAGGAAUUUUGGUAGUUGCUGAAGAUGUGUCACGAUUUUCAGAUGGCCGCCAUUGGCAUGGGAUCUUACAAGACCACCAAGACAUACGAAGUGAUCCUCUGCACACGGUAAUUUUCAUUGCGGGGACACUAAGUCGCGUCACAGAUCAGCUGGCUGCGGCUGCUGGAGCUAAGGCUGGAAAUAACAAGUGCCUCUUCGCCAUCUUCCCGUUCGAAUUUGGUGGUUUUGGUCCGUCAUGGAUUCUUGGCGAUCCAUUCAUCCGCCAAUUCUGCAACAUCUACGACAUUGGACAGAAGCGAAUGGGAUUUGCACCCUCGCUACAGAAGUAG